This is a messenger RNA of Cynoglossus semilaevis (tongue sole), 2742 nucleotides long. RefSeq names its product vestigial-like family member 4b (gene vgll4b). Lineage: Eukaryota; Metazoa; Chordata; Actinopteri; Pleuronectiformes; Cynoglossidae. The transcript is spliced from 6 exons. The record is from RefSeq and is a predicted model, not a curated record. Gene Ontology annotation, molecular function: transcription coactivator binding. Gene Ontology annotation, biological process: negative regulation of DNA-templated transcription. The coding region runs from base 767 to 1669 and encodes 300 amino acids.
AUUUACCUCAAUAUAAAAUUGACCUUGUCUUUGCUGCGUUGUUUGAUUUUAAGACGUUUGACAUCAAAAAGAAAACGUUGUCAGCUUUGUUUCCUCAGUUACUUCACAACAGAAACCGUGAUAACCUGUUCAUGGUUAAUAAUACAUUUAUGAAGGACGAUGAAAACAUUGAUUUUUUUAUAUAUAUAUCUGUGAUAUACAGUAGUUUUAUAACGUUGGUGACAGUAUAAUCCGACUUGUAGCUAUGUUUUAUCUACACGGUUGUAAAGCCUUCACUUUUCUCUUGAAUAUUUCAUCCAUGUUUAUGUUUGUUAUUCGUGUAUUGUUUUGGGGUAAAUUAGCAUUUGCCAGUUUCUGUUUUUCUUAGCACUGUCUUUAGCUACUUCACAACAGUGACUGCAGCGACCUCACCUUUACCGGAUGUGACGAAUGGCUCAAUUAUCAUAAUACAUUCUGAUGUCACGCCUCUGGUCUUCCACCAAUCAGCGCCCUUCACUUUCACCACCUGCUAGGAACUGAAUUCCAUCAUUCCAGGCAUUCCUUCCCUCCUCCUCCCUCCUUCACUCCUUCCUCCUCGUUUACAACCUAAGUUUGUCCGGCGGCUCUGAUACUGUCGUCUUACGUCGUCUUCGCACCACACUCUUCAGCCGCGGACUAUCAACCAGUUGUUUGUUUGUUUUGUUUUUCCGGUCCACUUUUGGUUUUCUGUGUGUGGACACCACCAGACUGGAGGACAACAAGGUGGCGCUAAAAGGAGCAUCCAAGCAUGGAGACGCCAUUGGAUGUUCUGUCAAGAGCAGCGUUGUUUGUUCACGCCAGUGAAGAAGAGAGUGAAGCGGCUCUGAGGGCUGACCCCAGACUCCAGUCCCUGUCCUUGUCCUCAUCCUCGUCGUCUUCUUCCUCCUCCUCUUCCAUCUCCAGCCACAGGACAGGGCCUCCUCCCAUCAGCCCUACCAAAAGGAAGCUGAAUGGAGAGCAGGGAGACAGUGACAUGGAGGAUAACGAGCACGUGGCCAAAAUGAGUCGACUGUUUGCUGCACAGCUAAAACCUAGCGGAGACUAUCGCAGCUCUCCAAUGUCCAAGGACCUGAGCCGGAGUCCUGUUGAACGAGUGGUGAUGCACGGCAGCCUGGGCGUCCACAGCAGCCACCUGUAUGGUCACGGCCACCUCCACCACCACCUGGUCAUGGAGCAGCCACUGGCUCUUACCAAAAACAGCAUGGCUGAGUCGGCACGGAGCAGCACAGCAGCACUGACCACAGUGGCUCACACAGUCAGUGCUGUGGAGCGCCAGCAGAAUCGUCCCUCAGUGAUCACCUGUGCUCCCGCCAACAAUCGCAACUGCAACCUGUCUCACUGUCCUGUCUCCCACAACGGCUGCUCCAGCCUCACUAACUACAGGAGAACCAACACCAACACGGCCUGUGAUCCAGUGAUUGAAGAACAUUUUCGCCGCAGUCUGGGGAAGAACUACAAAGAACCUGAACCCGCAGCCACCAACUCUGUGUCCAUCACCGGCUCAGUGGACGACCACUUCGCCAAAGCCCUGGGCGAGACCUGGUUGCAGAUUAAGAACAAGGGGAGCCCCUCCUCCUCUGGCAGCAGCCCUAACUCCUCCCCUGACAAUCACAUGAUCAACCACAACCACUCCCCCUCUGUGCUCUCCUGAAAGGGGGAGGCAAGGCAAAUUCUAGAAGUCUCUGCCUCAAUUACCCCAGCACUCCCAGUAACCCCCGUUCCAGCGUCCAGACUCUCUUCACUUCUGGUCUGUCAGCAGCAUCUCAGAGGCAGCGCCUGCUGCUGGUCUGCUGCAGACACACACACAAAUGUUUCACAGCGUUUCACAGCGUUGGAGCUCCUUCUUCCUGUGCAAAACACAGAACUGAAUAAGCAAUAAUGGACUUUGUCUUCGUCUUUUAUACUCUGGUUCAAUCAUGUUGGCCAGGAAGACAAAUUAGUGAUGACGAUGAUGACACGCAACCCUGAGACGACUGACCGAAGCAAUUAGGCUGCUAUUCACUCGUUCGUUCACUCGUUCGUUCAUUCACUCGUUCGUUCGUUUGUUCGUUCAUUCGUUCAUUCACUCUUUCAUUUAUUCACUCCUUCAUUCACCCCUGCUUACAGAGCCUGGAGUUGAGGUUGGUGUAGUUUUAUGUACAUAGGUCCGAGGAAGCUGGUGUUUAAUAAUGUUUUAUAACAGUAGUGGUAAAGAAACUUCAGAGGUUAGAAAAUGAUGAGGAAGAAUUCAAAACAGACAACCACCUGACUGUGCUACCAAAGAAACCUCAUCUAGAUCCCCCGCCCCCCCACCCCCGGGACUUUGUGGAGGUGAUUUUCCCUACUGUGUGUUUGUACUUAAGUCAUAGACAUCGUCUGAAUUGCACUACUGCCACAGAGGGUGAAAGGCUGCCAUGUUCAUAAUCCAGUCAGCCACCAGACACAGAUGAAGACGACGUGUUCACACCCUUCCUCUGACGCCUGCUUCAAAUUUAAAUCAAAUAUUUAUUACAUCUAAAGAGUGGAAGACGAAACAGAUUUAACAAUAUCUGCACUUCCUUCUGUCAGCUGAAGACAACGUAUGUAGUCCUACCACAGCAACAUCAACACUGACUGACCCCCCGACCUCCAGCCUCUAGUGGCUCCACUGUGGAAAUGUGCAAAAUGGAAGUGUGGAGUUAAUUUCUAAGCAGCACAGUCAGGUGUGUGUGUGUUGGGGGGGGGGGGGGGUGUUGGGGGGGCGGC